GGCUGUCAUCUUGAUGUUGGAAAGGUCCAUAGAAGCCAUAAACCUAACACAGGUCUGACUACACGCAGUCAGAUCAGUGCGCUUUUAUAUGUAUUCGCUUUUAGAGUGAAUUUAAUGUUUCUGUGAAAUGUUUUAGUUCCCACAUAUCGGCGUGGAUACAAAGCUGCCCGUAUCAAGCACGCAGGCCAUGCUGAACCAAACAAAAACGGGCAUCGGGAACGAUUUCAAGCUGCCCCAGAUCUACAAAACCCAGCGCAAGAAUGGUGUACACAGCGGCUUUCCCUUCUCAUUACACGACAACAAGUACUCAUUGCACAGCGUGGAGUAUUUUGAUGCUGGACUCGGACGUAGAAAAAGUGGAAAGUCACAACAUUCCUCCCAAAACUUCAACCUCUUUUGCCACGAGACAUUACCAAAUGCCCCAAGCACGCUGGAUGGUGCGUCGCUGUAUCAGGAUACAUACAAAGGACGUCAGGACACAGAACGACCUUUCUGCAGGAGAUUCCCCAAAAACCAUAAAGAGAGGUCUGCUCAUAUGAAGCCGGUUCCCGAGAACCGCUUCAUGUGGUUUGGAGAUUAUCGCAGUCUACCGAUCUAACACCGCUGUAGCUGGAUCCCUACUGAUUAUACCGU
Molecule: messenger RNA, 633 nt
Organism: Spea bombifrons (plains spadefoot toad)
Lineage: Eukaryota; Metazoa; Chordata; Amphibia; Anura; Pelobatidae
Product: testis-expressed protein 36-like
Exons: 3
Coding region: 188-598 (136 amino acids)
Source: RefSeq, a predicted model, not a curated record